This is a messenger RNA of Glycine soja, 1122 nucleotides long. RefSeq lists its product as uncharacterized. Gene Ontology annotation, molecular function: aspartic-type endopeptidase activity. Lineage: Eukaryota; Viridiplantae; Streptophyta; Magnoliopsida; Fabales; Fabaceae. Gene Ontology annotation, biological process: proteolysis. The coding region runs from base 1 to 1122 and encodes 373 amino acids. The record is from RefSeq and is a predicted model, not a curated record. The transcript has 2 exons.
AUGUCUAAUCACAAGAGCACAGAGUCUGCUAUAAAGAACUUGGAGAUUCAAGUGGGACAACUAGCUAAGCAAAUAGCUGAGAAUUCUUUUGGAGGUUUUGGAGCCAAUACUGAGAAAAAUCCCAAAGAAGAAUGCAAAGUUGUCAUAACUAGAAGCAAGAGGGAAACCAUAGUAGAAGAGGAAGGGAGGAAUAAUGAUGAGCAGGAUGAUGUUAUCCAAAGAAUCCUUCCACCUAAAUACAAGGAUCCAGGGAGUGUCACCAUCCCUUGCUCUAUUGGUGCAGUGUCUGUUGGAAAAGCCCUCAUUGACUCGGGGGCCAACAUAAACUUGAUGCCUCUCUCCAUGUGCAUAAGGAUUGGAGAGCUGGAAAUUAUGCCAACAAGAAUGACAUUGCAACUAGCAGAUAUGUCUAUUACAAGGCCUUAUGGUGUGGUUGAAAAUGUUUUGGUCAAGGUGCGACAAUUCACCUUCCUUGCUGACUUUGUGAUCAUGUAUAUUGAAGAGGAUGCUGAAAUCCAACUGAUCUUGGGCCGUCCCUUCAUAUUAACUGCCAAUUGUGUGGUGGAUAUGGGAAAAGGUGAUCUAGAAAUGAGCAUGGAUGAUCAGAAAGUUACAUUUAAUCUAUUUGAAGCCAUGAAGCACCCAAGUGACCACAAGGCCUGUUUUAAAGUAGAAAAGGUGGAACAUGAGAUAGGCAUGGUAGCUAGAGCCAUGGUAUUGCAAUCCCCACUUGAAAAAGAACUGACUAAUACCAUGAAGUGUCUGACAACGGAGGAAGAAAAAGAAAUGCAGAGCUGUUUAGAAGAAUCAGAGGGUGUAGAAGAAAAUCUUCCUGGAAGAAUUGUUUUUGAAAAAUUGAAGAAGGACAUCCCAGUAGAAAAGGCUAAAGUGGAGUUGAAAACCCUUCCAGAACAUCUGAAGUAUGUGUUUUUAGGAGAAAAUGAAACCAAUCCGGUGAUCAUCAACAAUUCUCUAAGAAUAGAGGAGGAAUCUCAUCUGGUGAAGGUUUUGAAGAAACAUAAAGCAGCUAUUGGAUGGCAUAUUUCUGACUUGAAAGGAAUCAACCCUUCUUAUUGUAUGCAUAAGAUCAACAUGGAAGCUGACUAUAAACCGGUAAGAUAG